UUAUAAAAUACUCUGGGGUUCCCAGAGGAAAGAAAACUCCACAGAAAUACAAAACUUGUAUAGGUUUUUGAAUGUUUUUUUUAGAGUAGUACAAACCUGGGGUUAAGUAUGUGGCAUUAUCUUUAGUGCUUGCUAAAUCACUUAUUGCUGCCUGUGUAACUGUUUGCUCUUGCUGGAAUUGCAUUUAUUGAAAGAAUGUUGAAGAUUUUCACUCAGCAGACCAAAGCCUCUCUGUGAAGGAAGCUUACCAGCUGGAGAGAGCAAGGAUGAAUGAAAAGCCCUCUGGAUGUUCACAGCCUGUGCUCAAGUCCUGUCUUAGCUUGUGGGAUGCUGAGAUGAAUUCCUUGGAACAGCCAUGUUCUCUGGCUGAGCUAGAAAGCAUGAAGCAUGCACAAAGCAUGGUAUGCAAACUAUUCUGAAGUGAUGCAGAACUGCCUCCUUCCACCCCACACGUGAGGAGAACUGGGAACUGGCACUCCCACCACAGGAUCAGAGCACAGGGCAUGGCUCAGAAACCUAGUUUGUCAAGGCAGAGCAGAACUGGUAGGAAAAGACAUGAUUUAGGAGCACAAUAAAUUUAUGGGGAGUAAUGGACAGUGGGAUAGAAAGGUGUGGGAGGAUGUUAGAAAAUUAGGAGUUAUGUCCACACAAUCAUGGCAGAUGAAGGUGUUGCUGCCAUAGCCCCACAGUGAUAGAUAGACUUGAACAGAUUAAAUUCAGGAUUAUCUGUUCUGGAAGAUGGGUUUAUUUCCUGCACAGCAAUUUGUGUACACACACAUUUUUUCUCAGCAGUGGUGAAUUUCACCACCAUGCAAAUAAAUACCUACUUGUAGAGUGCUGUUGAAAAUUAGUAUUUCACAUCCAAUUUCCCAAAACAGAGAUUUUUUUUUCCUGGUUAUGUACCUAACGUGUUCAAAUUUUGAAAGACAAGAUCUAAAUAUGGUAGUAGUAAAAGCUGUUAAGUUUCUUUACCUGUUGUAGUUAGUCAGGGCAAUGUUUUAGAGCACAGUGCAGCAGCUCCAGUCGUGUGUGCACUCUUUCUCAGUGACUAAAAUACUUCCUGAGAACAUUACCAGCUAAACUCAAAAGAAUUCCCUGUCAACAGCAAAUAAUGGUCCCAUUGUCACAGAGAUAAUAAAUUGUAAUAAUUCCUACGUGCCUUUAAAGUGAUAAACUGCUUGUAUCAUCCUGUAUAUUCAAAUGCAUAUUUGAACUUGAAUUUUUAGUCUUUCUGGUUUAAAAAUAGGACAUUUUUAAACACUGGUUAAUGAGUCAGGCAGCCUCAUACUACAGCCCUGGCCCCAGAGGGUGUCUGAGGCUCUUGGGCACUACAGUCAGUAGUUUAUUAUCUACUUCAGCAUUAAUGUUUCAUGUGAGUUAAAACGUUGUGGGGAGAGGGCAGGGCAGUGAGGAAACAGUAUUCCAGUGAGGAAUGGAAGCACCUUGCCUUCCCUGCCUCCUGCACCAAGAUAGAUUUAUAGCUCCAUUUCCAGAAUUAACUUCUCUCUCUUCCCAGCUCCUACUCUAAUAAUUUUUGAUAUCGAAGUUCUGUCACUCUGAAAUGCUCAUUCAAUUGCUUUGAGACACAGGGCUUGGCUGUGCUGCACUUCCCCAACUGCAAAAUCCCCCACAUUGCUCUGAUGGAGGGCUGGCUUUAAACAAGGCUCACAGCUGAAGCUGCUCCUGCAGGGAUGCCUGAGAGCCAGGGGAAGGACAGUGAGAGCAGCAGCAGCUGCUGCUCCAACACUUUGGACUCAGUGGCUUCCUUUGGACAGUACCAGUACACAGCCAGCGAGUACCGAGCCAUCCAGCACGCUCUGCGGCAGAGGCUGGGCCCAGACUACAUCAGCAGCCGGCAGGCAGGAGGAGGGCAAAAGGUCUGCUACAUUGAGGGCCACAAGGUCAUCAGUCUGGCCAAUGAAAUGUUUGGCUUCAAUGGCUGGGCUCAUUCAGUCACUCAGCAGAAUGUUGACUUCGUUGACCUCAACAAUGGCAGGUUCUAUGUGGGUGUCUGUGCUUUUGUGAAAGUUCAGCUUAAGGAUGGGUCAUACCAUGAAGAUGUGGGAUAUGGAGUCAGUGAAGGCCUGAAGUCUAAAGCCUUGUCCUUAGAAAAGGCAAGAAAGGAGGCAGUAACAGAUGGGCUGAAGAGAGCACUCAAGUGCUUUGGGAAUGCUCUUGGGAACUGCAUCCUGGACAAGGACUACCUGCGAGCCGUGAACAAGCUUCCCCGGCAGGUACCCCCUGAGUUAGACUUGGUCAAAGCUAAGAUACAGGACUAUGAGCCUGAGAUAGAGAAAGCAAGAUACAGCAGCUAUGUGGAAAGGCAGAACACAGCAGGGAGGCAGCACUGUGAGGUGACACCUGGCUGUAAGCCUGGCCAGACAGAGGCUGCUGUAGUGACAGCAGGUCAGAAACAGCCCAAUGCUCCCAGAAGCACAGACUCCCUGGCCAUGGAGUGUGAUGCCACUUACCAGAGGAAGCUGCGCCAGAAGCGGCUGCAGCAGCAGUUCCGGGAGCAGAUGGAGAAAAAGCAGAAGGUCGCAGAAGUUACUCCCAGCAGCAAACAGGCGACAUCUGAUCCUGCUGUAGAGCACAGCACUGCAGCAGAAGUGCAACAGGAGCUGGCAAUAGAAGAGGAGUUCUUUGCAGAUGAUCCUGAACUUUGGGACAUUUCCUUGGAGAGCAUGGGUGCCAAAAUACCAGAGCCCUCCUCAGCUGCACACCAGGCACCUGAGACACCCAGUGGCCAUCAGCAGAUGAGCACUCGCAGCAGGACACCCCGCAGGGGCACCCAGCACAAAGCUGCUGCCAGGCUGGCACAGCUGCAGCCCCCUGCUGCAGCCCCCAGCACCAGCUGUGCCCACCAGCACACCCCAGCAGGGCACAGCCCACUCGUGAGAAGUCAGAGCUUGAAGAAAAGGAGGCUGGAACCUUUGUGAGGCACCUUGUGGGAUCUGUGCCUCUGUCAUGGAUUACAUCACAAGGCUGCAGCUGGCUUUCCAAAUUGUGUCACAUGGACUCUGCUGUACAUUGUGGUGAAGCAACAGAGAAGAGUUUCAUACAAUCAGCAAGAACUUCACGUACUCUUAAAUUAUUAUGUAUCUCAGAUGCAUUUUUUAUAACCAUGCCAUUACUUGUGCUCUGCAGCACGAGACUUCUGGCGGAUAUUACUUGUAAAUUGUAAGAGAAUGAAUUGUUUAAAAUGAGAUGUAAUUAAUAGCUUGUCUCUCCCUUGUCUCAGUGCUGCAUUCCAGCACAGAGACGAGAGAGUUUUAGUAGAAUGGGGAGCAGGGGGUGGUGGCCAGGGGACAGAAGGUACAAGCUGUGGCUGUGGCUGAGGUGCAUCCCCCCUUUGCCCCGUGUGUGCAUGGCCGGGGCAGAGCCCCUCGUUCCCGAGCCUGUUCCCAUUCCCAAGCCUGUGCCUCAGGGCAGGAGCAAGUCAGGGCUGCUGCCAGCCCGCACACAGCAGCCUGCUCCAGUCCUUUGGAACAUGAAUGGGAGCUGCGCUGCUGUUUUUAAACACGUUUUCAACCCUUUUCAAUACAGAAAUAAACAUGAAUUUAAAAACCAAACCCCGCUGGGAGCUGUUCGUGCCUCUCUGCCCUGCCAGCCAUUCCACCUCCUUCCCUGCUGAAGAUGAAGGGGCAGCACUGCACCUGCACGGCCUCCUUUGCUUUAGGAUGGGCAAACAGAAAACUCACAGGGGUCAGGGGCUACUGCAAAGCCAAAAGCUGGUCCGUCCUUCUAAUGAGCAGGCCAAAGGAAGAAUUUGUAAGCAGUGUUGGAAGAACACUCCCUUCUCCAUGUCUCGAGCAGCUCCGUGCAGGAAGGGAGGAGUUCUGGGCUGGCCGGUUCUGUCCCGUGCAGUUCCGGGCAGCACCAGGGCAGGGCUCAGGCUCCUGUGGCAGGAGUGGUGCCGCUGUCCCCUGCAGGCCGUGGUGGGAGGCAAGAAUGAUGCCACAUCUGGAAGUUUAGAGGAAAACCAGGAAAAUUUACACAAACUUUGGGACUAGGCCAACCCUGACAUCAAUUUCGGGCCUCAAACGGGACCUUACUGCCAUGGUUUGCCUCACUGCUCUGUCUUAAAUGUCUAAAUGUCUAAAAGACAUUUGGAAUAUUCAGCAUUUAUUCCUCUUUCUCCUACUCUGUCUUCAUCACUUAAUCAGUCCUCUUCCCUUAAAAGAUCCUUUACUAUCCAGGACAAAGAACAGGGACUGACUUCAGCAUGGAAAGACAGGACAAGCCGUAAUUAACAGUAAUAGAUUAAAUCUAGAAAGCAGUUCCACAUUUCCCCUUACUUGUUUCUGGCCAAUUCAGUGCUGCCUCCAGAAAAGCUCAGGGAAGAAGCACAUUCCACAUGUUUGAGUCAUACCCUCGCUGUUGAAACCAUAUACCUGCUUAGGAAGGGAGCAGACCUUCCCAACUACUGCAUUCAAACUGCCCCAAACCUUUGCAAUGAAAAAAAAUUCCCAAGUCUGAAACAGAAAUGCAACAGCCUCAGUUUCCUUGGCUCUGCAAACAGUUCAAAUAUUGCUGUGCCUCCUCUAACAUGGUCACUGCCAUGAGCCUCUCGGGAUUGGUCCCUUUGAAAAGGGCAGGAAAACUUCUACUGGGAGCUUUUUUUCCCUUCCAGGCUUGCGCAGCAUGACUCAUAACAGAAGCUGUUCUUAAAAUGGAAAGAAAUGCUGCAGCAAUUAAGUGUUUAGAAAUACCAAAUUCCUGUAAGUCUGCAGUUGAGAGUGACGAUGUGAAGUUGCUCACUCUUGACCAUUCCAGUUCCAAUCCGAGGAUUGGAUUCCUCUUUUAAGGUGGUUGAGGAGUCCCUUCUCCCAGCCCUGCAGGAUGGAAGCACAUCCCUGCUCACAUCCAGGCCAGAAGGGCCAGAAGGGCAGAGGACCUGCCAGGACACUCCCUCCCUCCACCUCUGCUUCCACGGGGACAGCCACCAACUGUGGAAAACACAACUAACUACAGCCAGGGAAGCCCAAAGUUUCAAUUAAUUUUAUUUUUUUUUAUUUUUAUUUUUACAGUGUACAUUGUUAAAUAAUGUAAAGAAAACGCUUGUAAUUCAGAAACAGAUUUUAUGUGGAAAAAGAUACUCAAAGUGUAAUAUUAAACAAAAUAAUUUAACAGUUCAGUAGCAUUAGUUUAUUCCUCUAGACUUCAGUUAUUUAUCCACAGGAGGAGAGGGAGGGAGGAAAAAAAAAAUCAAUGGUAAAUAAAACCAGUUCUUGCAUAACAUUAAGUGAAAAAACGACCUCAAACUUAUUAGAUCAAAUUUAAAUAACCAUGUGCUGCAUCCAGCUGACCAGUUUCUCUGCCAUGAAUAUUGCCCUUGACUCAUUACUGCCUCAGCUCUGUCCCACUCCUGUUUCCCUGGGCGUGCUCAAGAGCCUCCCCUGCACCCAUGCAUCCUUUCAGAGGUUCCUGCCUGACCUCAGCCCCGGGCCCGCUGCUCUCCCGCUCCCCUCGAGCCUCCGGAGCCUCCCGUGUGCCCCUGGAGCUCCAGCCUGUGCCUGAACCUCUCCCGGAGCUGCUCCUCUCCAGCCCGGGCCUGCCCUGCUGCCACACCUGCUGCAAAACAAAGGACAGGAGCACAAAGCAUCUCGCACGUUUCUUUGUGAAAAUGGAAGAGUGAGAACAUCUGCAGACACAAAAAGUCCCUGUUAAGGCCCCAGCAGGGAACAGGCUCUGAGAUUAAAACAAACGUGGACAAGAAACACCCCUGUGAUGCACCAGCCUCCAGGACACUGGUGAGCUGCUCCCAAGCACCAGGAAAGCUGCACCCUCAUCCUUCACAGCUUUUUGCAGCACUACAGAAAUACUGGCUGGUAUUAUUUUGACUUUGAAGAGGAAACCAGUAUUUCUUAAAUACGAAAAGGGAGAAUGACCAAA
Catharus ustulatus (Swainson's thrush) is the source of this 5895-nucleotide messenger RNA. RefSeq names its product RAD52 homolog, DNA repair protein (gene RAD52). Gene Ontology annotation, cellular component: nucleus. The transcript has 12 exons. NCBI's taxonomy places the organism in Eukaryota, Metazoa, Chordata, Aves, Passeriformes, Turdidae. Gene Ontology annotation, biological process: double-strand break repair via single-strand annealing; double-strand break repair via homologous recombination; DNA recombinase assembly. The record is from RefSeq and is a predicted model, not a curated record. Bases 1692 to 2939 code for a protein of 415 amino acids.